Messenger RNA from Heteronotia binoei (common prickly gecko), 2151 nucleotides. RefSeq names its product CD36 molecule (gene CD36). Bases 258 to 1673 code for a protein of 471 amino acids. The transcript has 15 exons. The record is from RefSeq and is a predicted model, not a curated record. Gene Ontology annotation, cellular component: cytoplasm; caveola; cell surface. Gene Ontology annotation, biological process: low-density lipoprotein particle clearance; amyloid-beta clearance by cellular catabolic process; lipid storage. Gene Ontology annotation, molecular function: low-density lipoprotein particle binding; scavenger receptor activity; low-density lipoprotein particle receptor activity. NCBI's taxonomy places the organism in Eukaryota, Metazoa, Chordata, Lepidosauria, Squamata, Gekkonidae.
GGAGAUCAUGGUGAGGAAGAUCUAGAUGUAAGAUAUGAAUUAUUGGCUUAGAAACAGGUUUGAAAAAGGAAUAAGGCUGGUUGUGAAGAAAAAUACAAUGGACUCUAGAAGGAAGCUCCAGUGUGUAUAGGUCUCCAGUUUGAGAAUCUUUGGGCAGCUCUGGUGGUGUCUGUGCAUUAGGACAAGAGAGCUCAAAGAGAAUCCCUGGGAGCAGAAGAGGCUUCACCUUUGACCUUGGCCUGCCUUCAAGGAAGAAAAUGGGCUGUGACCAGAACUGUGGCCUGUUGGCUGCUGCAGUCAUUGGUGCAGUUGUGGCUAUACUUGGAGGUGCCCUGAUACCAGUUGGAAACUAUUUCAUUGAGAAGACGAUAAAAAAGGAAGGAAUAAUUGAAAAUGGUACAAUUGCAUAUGAAAACUGGAUUGUACCUGGAAGUCCUGUAUACAGACAGUUUUGGAUCUUUAAUGUGGAGAACCCAUCGGCGGUGAUGGAGAAUGGGUCACGCCCAAUUCUGACACAGAGGGGCCCUUACACGUACAGGAUGCGAUAUUUACCUAAACAAAACAUCACUGAAAAUCCAGACUCGACAGUGUCUUACUUCUUGCCAAACAUUGCUCGCUUUGAACCUGCUCUUUCAAUUGGACCAGAAAAUGACACUUACACCGUUGUCAACCUUGCAGUUGUGGCUGCACCUGCCCUGUAUCCAAGUAGUUUUGUACAAACACUGCUGAAUGUUUGGAUGAAGUCUUCCAAGUCGUUCCUGCUUCAAAACAGAACAGUGAAUGAAUUGCUCUGGGGUUAUGAAGAUCCUUUUCUGAAGAAAGUUCCCUUUCCAAUUGAUAAGAAAGUGGGAAUUUUCCUUCCAUUCAAUGAAACACUUGAUGGCCUUUACACUGUCUACAGUGGGAAAGAUAGUAUAAGCAAGACUUCACUAAUCCAGAGCUAUAAAAACAAGAGUACCUUGUCAUUCUGGGAAGGUCCUUGUGACAUGGUCAAUGGGACAGAUGGGGCAUCAUUCCCCCCUUUUGUCAAGAGGGAUGAUGUGCUGCAGUUCUUUUCUUCUGACAUCUGCAGGUCCAUUUAUGGAGAAUUUGACAGUGAUCAGGUUGUGAAGGGGAUCCCUCUCUAUCGCUUCAUAGUGCCUCCAGGAGCUUUUGCUUCACCCCUCAUCAACCCGGAUAACAUCUGCUUCUGCCUAGAUAAAGUCAUUUCAAAGAACUGCACGAUAGCUGGGGCUCUGGACAUCAGUACGUGUAAACAAGGCAAGCCAGUGGUGAUUUCAUUGCCACACUUUUUGUAUGCAAGUGAAGAUAUCAAGGAAGGUGUUGAAGGAAUGAACCCAAAUAAAGAAGAGCAUAUGACUUAUUUAGAUAUUGAGCCAACAACGGGGUUUACGUUACAAUUUGCCAAAAGGCUGCAGAUCAACUUAGUGGUGAGGCCUGCUCCAAAAAUUACGGCUUUACAGAAGGUUGAUUUCCCUUUCAUGUUUCCCAUUCUCUGGCUCAAUGAGACAGCAGUAAUUGAUGACAGUAAAGCAGAGUUCUUCAGAUCCAAAGUGACAAAUAAGAUCAAAUUGCUACACCUGCUGGAAGCCGUGCUCAUCAUCUUUGGUGCUGCAAUAUUCCUGGGAUUUCUGGCCUCAUAUUUAAUUUGCAGAGCACAGAAAGUCAAAUAAGUAUCUCACUGCUUCAGCUGUAGGUCAUAGUUGCAAGGCUUUCAAGCAAGGUGGGGUGUAACUUCCAGAUAACCCUUCUGAUGGCCUCACUGAACUCUUGUUUUGUAAGUGCAAUUGCCAUAUGCCUUAUGGUAAGACACAUGCAGUGCCUGCACCCUGGCAAGGACCCCAUGCUGUUCAGGAGAGCUACUACACUGUUGUUUGAGACGUUGCUGAGAAAAUGUGAAUUCAUGGAUGAAAUUUAAGCUGGAGCUCUGGAAUUCAGUCCAUACCAAACUUGCCUCUCUUUUACCCUUCCUUAUUCCUUGGAAAGAAGUGACGUAAGUGGAAUUGUGCUCCUUCCCUCAAAUCUAUGUUCAUGAAUCUGUUGAUUGCUCUCCUCUUCCAGAGAUGUAAUCUUUUUUUUAAGUGUAAGUUUAUUGUAUGGAUUCACUAAUUGUAACACAGGAAUGAAAAUAAAAGUGUUAUUGGAAAGUAA